AAUCUGGUCAAGUUGUAAAAUCAUCAUGGCGGCAUGAGGAAUCUACAGAGAGGAACCCUUUGGUUGUUGAGGAAAACUUUUUGCACUCUUAUCUUCAUGCGAUCUUCAUGAACGUGUCUGGAAGUAUAUACAAUGAGAAUUGGUGCAUUAGCAGUACAGGAGCUUGAAGACGAGCCACCUCUUGUUCAAGCAUGUUUCCACGGUGACCCAGAUGAAGUGCGAGCUCUUCUUUACAAAAGAGAGGAUGUUAAUUACCAAAUGGUGAGCCUGUUGAUCGACAAAGGUGCUACCAUCAAUGCCUAUGACAAAAAGGACCGGCGGGCCAUCCACUGGGCUGCAUACAUGGGCCAUGUGGAGGUGGUCAAGAUUCUGGUGGAUCACGGUGCCGAGCUCAACUGCAGGGACAAAAUGAUGUUCACACCUCUGCACACUGCCGCGGCUAGCGGCCAGAUUUCUGUUGUUCGGCUUUUACUCGAGUUGGGGGUCGAGGUGGAUGCAGUCAAUAUCCACGGCAACACGCCUCUACACAUUGCAUGUCUCAAUGGACAGGAUGUAGUGGUCAGCAAGUUGUUAGAGUAUUCGGCAGCAGUGAACUCCAUCAAUAAUAAGGGCAUGACACCUCUUCAUUUCGCUUCUGCAUCCACACAUGGGAGCAUAUGUCUGGAAAUUCUUGUAUCUGAAGGAGCAAAUACCAAAGCUCAGAGUGAAGAUGGACGCUCAGCUCUCCAUAUGACUGCCCUGCAUGGUAGAUUUACCCGCGCUCAGAGCUUAAUUGAGCAUGGUUGUCUUGUAAACACGUGUGAUCGGCUAGGGAACACGCCUUUGCACGUGGCAGCACGCUACGGCCAUGAACUGCUCAUCAACACUCUGCUUGAACACAGGGCUGACCCGAUUCAACGAGGUUACAUGGGAAUGUUGCCCAUCCAUGUUGCCGCCCUCAAUGGCUAUGUUGACUGUGUAAAUAAACUUAGAUCAUCUAUGCCUGCCUUUGAUAUCAACAUCCCCGAUGAUGCUCGGAGAACCUGUCUACAUGGAGCAGCUUGUAGUGGGAAGGUUGAAUGUGUUGAAUACUUGUUGAAUGAGGGAGGCAACCUGUCUCUACAAGACGCUGAUGGAAGGACUCCUCUACACUAUGCAGCCGCCCAUUGCCACUUUCAGAAUGUCCUCAUUUUGCUAACAGCCGGGAGUGAUGUGAAUGUGACCGACCGCCGAGGGUGCACUCCCCUACACUAUGCUGCCUCAAAUGACAUUGAUGCUAAGGUGGUGGAACUCUUGCUACACCACGACGCUCGCCCGGGCAUCCGAGAUGAUGAUGGCUACAACGCAGUUCACUAUGCAGCCCUCAAAGGGCACAAACUCUCCUUGGAAAUGCUUUUAGAUGCAGCUCCCACAGACCUCCUGCGCAGUGGUGCGGCAUACACACCAGGACAUCUAGCUGCAUACAACGGCCAUAAUGAAGCCUUGCUGGUGCUGCUGGGAUAUAUGAUGAAUGUGGAUGUUAAGGACAGCAAUGGCCGCACUAUGCUGGACCUGGCAUGUUUCCGAGGACACACGGAGUGCGUGGAGACGCUGCUCACCCAGAAUGCAAAGAUUCUCGUCCAUGACAGCAUUACUAGGAGGACACCGCUCCAUGCUGCAGCUCAAAAUGGCCACACCAAAUCACUGAAUUUGUUAUUGGAGACAGCAGAUGAUGGGAACAUUGUGGACUGUACAGAUCUUUAUGACAGAACACCCCUCAUGCUGGCUGUGGAACAGGGUCAUGUGGAGAGCACAGUGUACCUAAUCAGAAACAACGCCAUAGUUAAUGCCAGGGACACUGAUGGCAGGACCGCUCUUCACAGAGGGGCAGCAAAUGGUCACGAGGACUGUAUAGACGAGUUGAUACGACACGGAGCUGACCUCACGCUGCGAGACAACCGGGGCAGGACAGCUGUGCACAUGUCGGCUAUGUGUGGUCACAUGGCUUUGCUCAGCUACCUGUUGGCUGCAGGCCCGAUGGACCGCUUAGAAGACAACAGGGGCUACACACCGCUGCAUUUUAGUUGUUACAAUGGACAUGACAGCUGUGUGGAAGUGCUCUUGGAGAAGGAGGAGCUAAAGAAAUUUUCAGGGAACCGCUUCUCCCCCCUACAUUGUGCUGUGAUAAAUGGGAACGACAGUUGUACAGAGCUGUUGAUCGACUGUCUGGGUGACGGCAUCAUCAACGGCCAGGACAGUAAGGGCCGAACGGCCCUCCACUCAGCCGCCUUCUCUGACCAGGGAGAGUCAAUGCAGAUCUUACUGGGUCACAAAGCCAAUGUGAACAUCGUAGACAGCUUGGGGAAAACACCUGUUAUGUAUGCUGCUGCCAAUGGCCAUGUGGCUGCCGUUGAACUGUUGCUGGAGCACGGGGCCGACCUGACGUCUUCAGACCAGGACAGGAACACGGCCUUGCAUCACGCUUGUUUCCAUAAUCGAGAAGACAUUGCGUUGUUACUGUUAGACAAGAUUGAUGAUUCCAUCACCAUAAACAUGGCCAAUGCAGAGCUCAGAACACCUCUCCACAUCGCAGCAAGAAACGGGCUGGUUCCGGUUGUUCAAGAUCUCAUUGGCAAAGGGGGAAGUGUUCUUGCCCUGGAUGAAAAUGGUUACACCCCAGCCUUGUCCUGUGCUCCAUCUCCACGCGUCGCAGACUGCCUCGCCAUCAUUCUUGCCCACAUGCCUUUUGCUGCCACGCCGAACCAUGUCAACUCAAAGUCCUCGCGCUUUAUCUCCAACACUCAGGCAUACGUCUUAACCAAAACCAUGGACGGUCCAGAGACGUACCAACAGGAAGGUCCAGUGGACAGCAACCAGGACCAGAAGGAACAUUCUGGCUCUGUCCAGAGUUCCGACUCGGAAUUCUACUGACCACUGCCUUCCUAUCACAAAGUUCCUUCCCAUGAAAACCCUGCCUUGGAGUUGAGUGAAGUGACAACCCGACAUACUACUAUCGUUUGUCUUUUGCAGCAAUUUGUGAAAAGCUGAGCCUGAGGGUGUGGUGUGUGUGGAUUUUAACAAAGCAAACAGUAUCUUAAUUCUUGGGGUGUAUGAAAAUGUGAGACUCUAAGCAUGAUCAAAGUUCAAAGUUGAAGAGAAAGAGAUGGUGAUGUUCUUUUGGUUGAUUUUUGUGUUUGAGUGUAAUUGUCCAAGAAUGGGUCAAUGAAACUGUUGUUCUCACUCUCAGAUGUUUUCCCCUCUUAACCUUUUUGUAUUUUUUCACUUCCAAGAUCAAGAGAACAGGCAGAUUUUCACAUUUACUUGUCUUGUCCAAAUGAUAUUGAAGUUAGAUUUUUUAAUGGAAAUAUCUACGGGUCUGGUCUCCUUUUGCUGUUUUUUUUUUCUGGGUUUUUGAGUAUUCCACUUUUUUCAUUUUAAAAUAUAAUCGUCAUUCAUACUAUAUAUAGUCACUUCUUUAGGCAAAUGUGCAUAUUCAAAUCCAUUUUCAACCUUCGCAUUCAUUUUUAUCACCCCACAUAAAGUGCUGCCAUCUUGAAACUUGAGAUGUUCAAGCAUUGUUUGUGCACUUUAGUUUCAAGAUGGAAAAAAUAAUUUAGUCUUAGAGUUCAGCUCACCAUUGGUUUGUCAAAUAACUAAUUUUUCUGAACUCAACUUUAAUCUUUUCUGAACUCAAUUUUAAUCAUUUCUGAAGUCCCAUUCUCCAAAGGAAUGCAUAAUUUCAGCAGUGUUUCGUCUUGGCUUUGGAAAUGGCAUAUAUCGUCAACAUGCUUCAAUAAUGACCUGUCAUUUGUUGUAGUAUUGAGUAUGUUUGGGGGGGGGGGGGGAUGGUCCAAAUUUCGUUUUUACCUGUCUUUAAAUAUAAUGGUUUCUUUUCAUUAGUCAGAAAUUUGUUGAUGCUUCUAGUUUUAUGAUAUGGUUGCAGGUAAUUUUACAUGGAAGUUGGUGAGACUUAUGCCAAGAUCUGACUUAGGCCAUUAUCUUAGCAUGUCGGCGAUAUACUUAUUGUACUUAAUUAUAAAGGUAACCAGAAAUGUUGUUUGCAUUUCAUUUCAUUCUGAAGAUCUAAUGAAUUUUAUAAGCUUCUGAUUUUUGUGGCUGUUAGGAAUUAGGCUGCAGCUCUGUCCGUCCUCCUUGUCAUUUUGUCAAUGUGUCGUUUUGAUGUGGGGAGUCUUAUAGGUGGCUCCUUGCUGCUGUUCUUCCAGUGAGUGGGUGUAUGGAGGGUGUUACUUCUAGGUCCUACGUCAUUACGUUCUUUCAGUUCAUUAGCCUGGCUUACACUCCUAGUGCUAAAUGGCAGUUAUAUCAAUGUACUUCUCUUUAAUUUAACCAUACUAAACCUUCAGUGAAACAGAGUAUUUUUAGUAAUGCUGAAUCUCAAUGUUUGCGGGUGGCAUUGGGGGCCUGAAGACAAGAUAUUCUGAGAAAGUCUGCCUUUUAAAGUGAUCACAGCUACAGAGAAGACAAAUCUAAGCCAGGAUAUCUUCUGUAGAGUUUCCCUCAUCAUCAGAUUCCAGUGGAAGUAUAACAAGUAUUUUGUGUUGCUUGAAGUUUUUGUAUUUGUCAGAGGAACAUAGCAGAGUACAUCAACAUUUGUGAACAAUUACUGUAUUGUAAUGGUCCGGCAUUUUGCUUUGCACACUAAAAACAUGGAGUUCACUUUCUUAGUGGGGGAAGUUAUUUUAAACACCCCUCUGCUAGGAUUCGGUCUCUAUUUGGCUUUGCCCAGAUUGAUCGUGCUAAGCUGGGUCAAAGCAGCCUGCCACCUUAGUGAUCUAAUACAUGUUGGUGGCGGAGUAUGUUUUACAAUCAAAUUACACUUGGGUUUCUGUAGAGAAGUUCCCAAAGAAAUGGUAAUGAUCUAUUCAUAGGUCUUUUAUUGAGCCGCCUUUUGUGCGUGUGCAAAUAUUUUUAUCUUUACUCUUUGACGGCCAGGGUAAAAUGGUUUGGGACCAAUGUGCAUUCAUCGGUCUUUCUGAUGGCAUUUUUGUGACUCUUGUUUUGUUUUGGUUUAUUGGUAGUGGUGUGUGUGUGUGUGUGUGUGUAUGUCCAUGCGUGUAUGUCUUUACAUGUGUGUGCGGCCUUUUCUGUCUCACAAAGACAUGUCACCCUGACCUGUUUAUAUUCAUUUGUAAUCAAGACUGGGUUUUUGUUUUUGUUUUUGUAUUUCUUUGGACUUUAAGAACAUUUCCAAGUUUCAUUUCUGUUAAAAUAAUACUGUCUGAGUCGUUGUUGCACCCUUCGACUUUGAGGCGAAAAUAUUGUCUUUCUUCGACUGUAGCCUUCACCAAGGCCUGAAGUAUUACAUCAUCACUUGGGAUGAAGUGCAGAUGUUAACACUGCUAGUGUCCAAAGUUUUAUGUCUGCCUUCCUGGGCUUUUGGACACAUUGAGGGCUCUGACUUGGGGGAUUGGGUGGGGGGGGG
Aplysia californica (California sea hare) is the source of this 5401-nucleotide messenger RNA. Its product is annotated as serine/threonine-protein phosphatase 6 regulatory ankyrin repeat subunit A. The record is from RefSeq and is a predicted model, not a curated record. NCBI's taxonomy places the organism in Eukaryota, Metazoa, Mollusca, Gastropoda, Aplysiida, Aplysiidae. Gene Ontology annotation, molecular function: protein binding.